GAGGUCGCGGCGGGGAGCCGGCGGGUGUGGGGGAGGCGGAGGGCGGCGAUCCACCUGGGCGACGUGGCAGCCAUUGCCUACUCCUAGAGACCCCUCCCCACGCGGCCGCCCACCCGCCCUCUCGCGGCUGGCUCCUGUGAGGCUGCUCUUCCCCGGUCGGACAGAGAGCGGCAGUGUCUCCCCGCUCCGCGCGCUCGUUGCGCGUCUCCCCCCCGCGGCCGCAGCUGCUCGCCAGCCCUGCGCGGCGCCGGAGAGCGCAGUGGCGGCGGCGGGAAAGGGCUGCGGACCCGCGGUGCCGCGUCGCACACUCGACGACGCGGCUCCGGCUUCGGUGCCCUCCGCCCGCUCCAGGAGCAGGUACUUAAUUUGUAGGAAGAAGAUGCUCUGUUUUAUGGACCUGAGUAUUCCGGGGAUUGAAAUGUAAGAAGACUUUAUGUUGGAUAACAGGAAGAGGUGUAGAGUUUGCAGGUAUCAACUGUGGUCUUACUAAGCAUGUCAAUAGCAUCAAUGCCAGAUAGACGGGAAAAAUUUUAGUUUUGGAAGUCAGAAUGCCAAGGAAAAGGAAAAAUCUUGGGGGAAAUCCUAUUCGGAAGACUGCAAACUCUAAGGAAGUUGUCGUAUCCAGUCUUGCUAGUCAUGAGGAGUCAACCACUACCCUUCCUUCCGUGUGUGAGACAAACACUGAUCAGGAAGAACUCUUCACCAGUAUCUCAGAGAUGUUUUCUGAUCUGGAUCCUGAUGUAGUGUAUUUGAUGCUUUCUGAAUGUGAUUUCAAAGUUGAAAAUGCCAUGGAUUGUCUAUUAGAAUUGUCUGCCUCUGAUGCCAAGAUAGAAGAAUCAUCUUCACAAAGCUUUGUUGCUUCUGAGAACCAGCCAGUUGAAACAGGAAGUGAAAUAAUGGAGAAGUGUCCUCUUGAAGAAGAGAGUGAAGAUUCGAAGAUGGAUUCAUUUCUGGAUAUGCAGCUGACUGAAGACUUGGAUUCCUUAAUACAGAAUGCUUUUGAGAAAUUGAACUCUUCUCCUGAUGACCAAGUAUACUCAUUUUUGCCUUUGCAAGAUGUUAAUAGUUUUAAUGACCCAAGUAAGUUUAUAAAUUCACAUUCAAGUAAUACGGCUCCUGUCCAUUGUAUGCAAAAUAUGGAUUCCAACAGUGAGAAUUUAGAAAAUUCUGUCUCUACAGUAAGUUCAAACCCAUUAACUUCACAUUCAGUUUUGAAUGGGUCCAAAAGUUUUAUAAAGGAUAACACUUUGGCUUUAGAAGAUGAUUACCAAGAAGAUUCUCAUCUCAGUAGUUCUUUAAAUCCAACAAAUGACUCUAUCGUGGGUUGUAGUAAUCUUAAUCAGAGACAGAGCGACCUUUUAGAAUCUGAGCGUGUUGAGGCUCAACUUUCCGAAGCCCCUGUAAAUUUGAAUGCUAACGAACCUCAAGCUUCUUUAAACCUUCCUGUGCAAAAUUCAGGGUGUGAUUUGCCAGAUACUGGUGGGAAUCAGAGGUCUACUUCUGUCUCUGAUAUUUUUGUACCUUCUGAAGGGUUCAAUUUCAAGCCACACAAACAUACUGAACUACCACCAAAGGGGAAGGAUAUGAAUUACUGCCCAGUACUUACCCCUCUCCCUUUACUGCUUCCUCCUCCUCCACCUCCACCAAUGUGGAAUCCAAUGAUUCCUGCUUUUGACCUCUUUCAAGGAAGCCAUGGGUUUGUGGCUCCUGUUGUAACCACAGCUGCACACUGGAGACCUGUCAACUACACAUUUCCACCCUCGAUCAUUUCUCACACUUCCCCAACGAAGGUAUGGAGAAACCAAGAGGGAACAAGUGCUUAUCAAGUACAAGAAACUCCUGUUUCUCAAGUUGUAAGAAAGAAGACAACAUCAUAUGUUGGACUAGUUCUUGUUCUUCUCAGAGGCCUUCCGGGAUCAGGAAAAUCUUUUUUGGCGAGGACUUUGCAAGAGGAUAAUCCAAGUGGAGUCAUUCUUAGUACUGAUGAUUAUUUUUAUAUAAAUGGACAGUACCAGUUCGAUGUAAAGUACUUAGGAGAAGCACAUGAAUGGAACCAGAAUCGUGCUAAAGAAGCAUUUGAGAAGAAGAUAUCACCAAUAAUAAUAGACAAUACAAACCUACAGGCCUGGGAAAUGAAGCCAUAUGUUGCUUUGUCUCAAAAACAUAAAUAUAAGGUCCUCUUCCGGGAACCAGACACAUGGUGGAAAUUCAAACCGAAGGAGCUUGCAAGGCGUAAUAUUCAUGGGAUAAGCAAAGAAAAAAUAACAAGAAUGUUAGACCACUAUCAACGUUUUGUUUCAGUGCCAAUAAUCAUGAGUUCUUCAGUUCCAGAGAAAAUUGAACGUAUUGAAUUAUGUGCAUAUUCUUGUGAGGAUAGAAAUUCCAGCCCAAGAGACAAUGAAGAUAUUACCUCUGAAAAAGAAGAAAAUGUUUUAUCCUCAUCACUGAAGCAUCUAGAAUUAAUUGAAGAAAAGAAUCCUGAARUGACCAAAGAAACGGUGUUGCCUGAGAAUAUUACAUAUCUCCCCCAUGCAGAUAUAAGCAAAGGAAGGAAAGAAAUAAGUGGUAUACAUCAUAACACUCAGAGUCAGUUCAUUCAGGAAGCUGCACACAUCUAUCUUUCAGACUCUGGAAGCAAAGUUCAAGUAGCAGACAAGAGAGAAAAAGAAGAGCAAGUAGAAAUGACAACUGAAAAACAGUGUAUUAAAACUGAUGCAGAUAGAGUAUCACCAAGUAUUUGCUCUGGUGAAAAUAAUCAAGACUUCGAUCUGGCAAAUACUGUACCACUUCAAAAUGAAAAAUCUUCAUCAGGUGAAAUAUUAGAAGAAAGAACAACAGUAAAGAAAAAAGCCUUUGGGAAACAAAAAAGCAAAUCACCUUCGGAAAAGUUUCCAAGACAUGAGCUAUCGAAUUUUGUUGGUGAUUGGCCAGUUGAUAAGACUAUUGGUCAGAGAACAAAAAGGAACCGAAAAUCUGAAAAAGCUUCAGGAGUCCCCGGAAUAGAAGUAGGCACAUGUACCCAGACUGAACCACAGGAUUUUGCUCUCUUAUGGAAAAUAGAAAAGAAUAAAAUCAGUGUUUCAGAUUCUAUCAAAGUAUUAAUAGGAAGAUUAGAUGGAUUUAAACCAAAAGCUUUCAAUAUUAACACAAAGUCAAAUGUUCAAGAGACAAUUCCAUAUAGGGUAAUGUAUGAUAAAAGCACGUAUGUUGAAGAAAGUGAACUUACCAGUGCUGAUGAAUCUGAAAAUCUUAACAUCCUUUGUAAGCUGUUUGGAUCUUUUUCAUUAGAAGCCUUAAAAGAUUUAUAUGAAAGGUGUAAUAAAGAUAUUAUUUGGGCCACAAGUCUUCUGUUGGAUUCUGAAACUAAAUUAUGUGAGGAUACUGAAUCAGACAAUUUCCAAAAAUCAUAUGAUGAAUCACAAGUUGGACCAUUUUCUAUGGGAUUGAAUUUGAAGGAAAUUAUUAGCCAAAGAGAAACAGUAGAGGAUUCUAAUUCUUUUGUGCCAGAAAUUAGUCCUAGAAUCUGUAUCAGUAAUAUUAAUUCACAGUCUAGCUAUAAUGCUGAAAAGUUAAACUCAGAGCAGGCAGAAAUAAGAGCCGUAACUCCUGAAAAGCUUGGAUCAAUAACAAAUGUAUUUCCUAAUGCUGCUGUAGAUCUGAAGAGUAAUAGUGAAAUACUUCGUAAUAGCCAGGUAGAACUAUCAGGUUUAUGUAGCUUCAAGCAGUCUCUUCCAGUUAUUCUAAAAUCCGCUACCCCUAAAGAUGUGAGUGAAAUAGAGAACAGUCUAGUAGCGGCAGAGACUGAAGAUGGUAUACAUUCUUCUUUAAAUUUAUCAGAUAUUUUAAACUCUGUAUCAAGUACUUCAAAUCUUGAAUUAAAUGAAGAAGUUUACUUUACUGAUUCUUUGGAAAUAAAGAAAAAUGAAAAUCUUCCAAAAGAUUAUGUGAAAUUUGUGAAUUCUGAAGAAUUUAUGAAUGUAGAUGAACAGGAAAUGGAGAAAAUUCUAAUGGCGGGAAGUAGCUUGUCAGUUGGAGUUAAUGAAGAAGAUAAAACUGAGAUAUUGAAUCCCAUGCCAGGGAUGGCCAAAUCUCUGACCAUAGACUGUCUGGAAUUGGCAUUACCCCCAGAACUGGCUUUUCAACUCAAUGAAUUAUUUGGCCCAGUUGGUAUUGAUUCAGGGUCUCUAACAGUUGAGGAUUGUGUGGUUCAUAUAGAUCUGAAUCUGGCUAAAGUGAUUCAUGAGAAAUGGAAAGAAUCUGUAAUGGAGCGACAAAGACAAGAGGAAGUAUCUUGUGGCAGGGUUAUUCAAGAUUCUUCCCUGGUUGGACAUAUUGGUCUUGAUAAUCCUGAACAAAAAUCAUCUCAGAGAACAGGCAAAAAAUUGCUGAAGACUUUAGCAGCACCCGAAAUGCUCCCCUUGUUGGAUCAUUGGAAUACUCAAACUAAAAAAGUAUCACUCAGAGAAAUAAUGUCGGAAGAAAUUGCCUUACAGGAAAAACAUGAUUUGAAAAGGGAGACACUUAUGUUUGAAAAAGAUUGUGCCACUAAACUAAAGGAGAAGCAGCUCUUUAAGAUAUUUCCAGCCAUUAAUCAAAAUUUUCUGGUGGACAUUUUCAAGGAUCACAACUAUUCAUUAGAACACACAGUGCAGUUUUUAAACUGUGUUCUCGAAGGAGAUCCUGUAAAAACAGUUGUAGCUCAAGACUUUGUUCACCAAAAUGAGAAUGUCACUUCUCAUACUGCACAGAAGACUAAAGAGAAAAAGGCAAAGAAAUUGAAGGAGACUGAAGAUACCCCAAGUGAACCAUCUUUCCAGGAUUUCGAGUACCCUGAGUAUGAUGACUACAGGGCAGAGGCUUUCCUGCACCAGCAGAAGAGGAUGGAAUGCUAUAGCAAAGCUAAGGAAGCUUACCGAAUGGGGAAGAAAAAUGUUGCCACCUUUUAUGCCCAGCAGGGCAGUCUUCAUGAGCAGAAAAUGAAAGAAGCCAACCACCUUGCUGCUGUGGAGAUCUUUGAGAAAGUUAAUGCCUCCCUGCUGCCACAGAAUGUCUUAGACCUCCAUGGGCUGCAUGUGGAUGAAGCAAUAGAACAUUUGAUGACAGUUUUACAGCAGAAAACUGAAGAGUUUAAACAGAAUGGUGGUAAGCCCUAUCUUUCUGUGAUUACUGGGAGAGGAAACCACAGCCAGGGAGGAGUUGCUCGCAUCAAACCAGCUGUCAUUAAAUACCUCACAAGCCAUAGCUUCAGGUUCUCUGAAAUUAAACCAGGGUGCUUGAAAGUCAUGCUAAAGUAAAAUAAAUGUCCUUGACUUAGAAGUAUGAAGGUUUGUAGGUUAAAAUUAGUUUUAUUUGAAAUAAUUCAAUCAAUUCUGCUUUAAACAUGUGUUUUAUUAGGAACAGUGUUCACUUAUAAGAAAAAAAAUUGUUUUUCAAAAUUGAAGAGAAGUUAAUUUUUUUACUGAAUCAAAUUCCAAGUAAUGUUACCUGUUAAAAAUAUUAAAGAGAAUUUUUAUGGAUUUCAAAAUGUCUAAGAAAAUUAUCAGCUGCAAUUUUAAAGUCUGAAGUGCUCUGAUUCUUUCUCAAAGAGAAAAUGCUACCUUUGUAUUAAUUGUUGUUUGACGUUUAGCAAAGUCCUAAAGGCUUCUGUGAGAGGUAAUGUGCUUUGAGAACUGGUUCAAACCUUUCAGAGGUGUGUAUUAAUAUUAGUAAAGAAAGAAAGGCUAUCUAACAACAACACUUGAAUUCUUUUUGCUUUUGAAGCCAAAUACAUAAAAUCAUUUCAUUUUAUCAUGUCCUGCAGAAGGGAACUUGUUGUCAUACUUUUUUCUGCUUUGUAUGUGACUCAACUCUUUCCUUUUGUUCUGUUCUUCUGUGUAUGCAUUUUCUAUGAGGAAAGUUGGGUCUGAGAUUAUCUUGCAGUCUUAUCCUUUCUGUAGGCUGAAAGGUCUUCAGAGGUGAGAUGGUGGGCUGUCUGCCACUCGUUACUGCCUUCUAGGACUCCCAGAACCAACCAUUUGCCCGAGUGGCAGCAGAGACAGCACUAAAGAACUAUAUUUUAUAUUGGGGGCAUGUAAUUUCUAAACUAGUAGGUCACAAUCCUGUUAAUUUAAAUCAGAAGACAUUUUUAAUAUCAUCAUAAAAGGAAUCUGUCCAGUUUAAAAGAUUUUUACGUUUAUUUUGAAAAAGAGCCAACUUUCGGAAACUUUCAAAGACUCCUCUUGUUUCAUUAGCUAACAAGUCCUGUAAGUAUGUAAAUUAUAAUUUCUUUUAUACAGGUUUAGUGUGGUAAUGUAUAAUUUUUUAGUAUGAGAUAGUGACUAAAAUAAAUUUGAUUUUGGAUAUAUAGAAUACUUUCAACAUAUAAUUUUCGCAAACAAUUGUGUUGCUUUUUAUUUAGUUUAAAAAAUCAUUUGGACAGGAAUAAUAGGAUUGUUACCAAAAAUAUCCUGGAAAUACAGAAUGAUUUCCCAAAUAAGCAAACAUUUUAAUGAAAAUAACACUCAAAAAAUGUAUUUUCAUGAAUCAUCCAUGCAUGCUUUUAAAAGAAAAAGCCUAUCUUUGAAUUUAUUUCCACAAAAAGGAAUAUAUGUUUAUUAUUUAGAAAUGCUAAUGACUGGUGAAGUAUUAUUCACUUUCUUACAUUUGUAAUAAUUCAUGGGAAAAGAUGCCAAUAAACUAAACUGCACACUUUUGUAAUGUUUAGAAGUGUUGUGUACAUUAAAAUAGGCAAUUCCUUUUGACAACUUAUUAUAAAAUUAUACUUGUUAAUGAAAUAAAAAUAUCCCUAUGUAUAAAUUAAUAUGAUUUAAAAGAGAUUAAAAACAACACUAAAAUGUGUAGUACUGGAGUAUAUGCAGUUGCAUACUCACUUUUUGUGUCUAUAUUUUCUCACCUGGUUAAAAAAAUAUCACUUUUGAGCCCUUUGGCCAGAUUUACUUCAAUAUUAUGAUGAUAAUGAUUGUUAAUAGGGGAGCAGUCAAAAGUAGUUAUGGUAGUCUAUGAGUAAAACCUAAAUGAAAGAAGCUAUGUUCUAUACUGUAUCAACUUCAAUUUUAUGUCUUAUUUUGGUAAAUCGGGUAAUAUUUCUUCAUUACCAUUGAUAAAUUUGCAAGCAGAGUUUGUGCAUCAUAAAUAUUUUUAUGAAGUUAAACCUAUACUGCCUCCUGCCCUCCUACCUAGUAUAGUUUAAGUAACACGUAAUUUGGGAAAGAAAAUUUAUGAUCCCUUUUCUUUUGCCCAUUUUCAAAUCCUAUAUGCCAGAAGGGAAGAUAGCUUGGGCAUUAUUGAAGUUUUCAUGUGAUGGUAUAUUAGAAGAGCUCUUUGUAAACUUUAAAAUAUUUGAAAAGCAUAGCACUUCUGUGGUUUGGAAGGCUUUAGUAUCAAAUCCAUUCAUAUUCUCUUACUGGUAUCUUCCAGAGGAAAGAGAAAAAGAGAACUAAUGUAGAAACCACAGAGGGCAUGCCUCUGGGCCAGGGGAUUCUUAACAGUGUUUGCAAUCUGUCUAUCUCCUUUGUCCAAUGUGAGAAAUUUGAAGCAUGUUUUCAUACACUUAUUGGCUGUUCAUAUAUCUCUAUGUUAUUUUCAAGUUGAAGUUUCUUCUAAUAGUAUUUCAAUACUAUCUGCAAUUCUGUGGCCUUUAAAUAUGGUUCGUAUUAUAUAGUAGAUAUUGUGACUCUAAAAUGUUUUGCGUAUUAUAACAUUUUGAAAGGAAAAACAGUUUUUUUGGAUGGUUUUCUGUCUUUUUAUUAUAGCUUUUUUCUUUUUAAAUUCAAGUGUUUUUGUAUGCUUAGGAAAAGGAUACAUGUAAUAACAUGAUUAGUUAGUUAGUUCUGAGCUGGAAAUUGGAAACUUUUGAAACUCAGGAAAUUGCUCUGACAAUGUUUUAACUGCUCUCAAUGUAAGAAAAUGGCAAAAUGCAUAAAAAUAAUGUGUGCUGUUUUUUCCAGUGCUUUUUCUCAAUGCUUUUUCAUUGUGCAAUGAGGUGAAGUUUGAUGAUAUUUUUGUGUAGUGAUUAAAUAUUGCUUAUUUUUAUUUACAUGUAAAGAACAGAUUUAAAAGUUUGUGUGGCCAAAAAAGUGUCAUUUAAAAGGCAAAGUAAGUUUAUGUAGAAUGUAUGUUAAUGGUGCUUAUUUUUGAAGUGUAAUUCAAGUUUACAGUAUUACUUAAUGCCUCUUUACAGAAUUUAAUAGAGAAAAAAGGCCAGGACACAUCUGCAUCCUGAAGAGCCUUUUCAACUUCAUGUUAUAAUAUGACAAGGUUUAUUAUUUUCCUUAAAGUUGAGCAAUUGACUUUUAUGGUCCAAAUGAUGAACCUGUUAUUAAUAAAUGAUUGAAUUAACCAUAAGAUUUUUCCUUAAAAUAUAACAUUGCAGCUAUCAGUUGGAGAAUAUAAGAUCUUCAGAUGGUAUAUCAGAAACAAAAUGUUUUUAUUUGUACUAUAAAGAAAAUGUAAUUUUGCUGUUAACUCUGUACUUUUUUAUUGAAAAUGUUUAUAACUUUGCUUUUAAAAUUUCUUAUGAAACCAUUUGCAAAUUUCACACUUAAUUUAAUAAAAUGCUUUAGCUACA
Messenger RNA from Urocitellus parryii (Arctic ground squirrel), 8566 nucleotides. Lineage: Eukaryota; Metazoa; Chordata; Mammalia; Rodentia; Sciuridae. The record is from RefSeq and is a predicted model, not a curated record.